UGCCGGCGCGAGUCUUUGAUUAACUGUCACUGUAGCAUAGUUUGUCACCCGCGGAGCUUCUCUGCAGUCCCGCAACCUCGAAUCUGAGAGUCCCUGAGGAGCCCAGGCUCCAGGAGGAAGAAAAACCUUACUAGAAGCCCCUGAAGUGACGAAUGCCCUCCUCUGAGGGCAGUGGGCAGCUGUUGGGGACAAGACGGUUUCUUCUACUAUUGUCCUUCAGGGAGGUGACCAGGUUCCCCAUCCUGAGCCCAGCAGAAGGGAAGAAUCCCAUCUCUGGCGGCCUGCCCACAUGGUUGCCUUACAUCUGCUGGCUCCUAGGGGUCACUAGCCUGGCUUCUGCCUUUUUUACUCCACUUUAUAGCUUAGAAUUGAACCAAGACCAAGCCACCAGCUGGGUUGUUUCCGUUAUUUUAUCAGUGCUUGAGAACAUCUUCACCAGCCAGCCAGUAAAGGUGAUCGUCCUCACACCCUUACGCUCACUGAUGAUGAACAGGAUGCUGUGGCUUAACAAGGAGAAGGAGCGACGAACGACGAGGGUCUUGGCACUCUUGGGUAGUUCAGCAAACUGCUCUUCACCACCAUUACCUGGUUUGAAAGAUAAGAACAACCCCAUCUACGGAGCCCCACCUAUGAACAGUCCACCUAAGCAUCCAGAAAGAACCUUGAAAGAGAAGAAACUGUUCAGGCUGACUGUAGAUAUUUUGGGUACCGAGAGGAAAUGGCAACAUGUCCAUACUGCAGCACACUUUCCAGGAGGGAGACGGGGGUGGGAGGAUAAAAUGGAAAAUAUAGAAGGGUGAAAAGGUAUCUUUUAAAAUUUUCACUUUGUGAAAAUUGAAAUUCUAGUAAACCAAAGUGGUAUGAUGAAUAGACUCCUCAACUUGGAGUCUUGAGAUUUCCUUGUGUACUUGAGUAAGUCACUUUCUCCACCUA
Molecule: messenger RNA, 933 nt
Organism: Lemur catta (Ring-tailed lemur)
Lineage: Eukaryota; Metazoa; Chordata; Mammalia; Primates; Lemuridae
Product: polycystic kidney disease protein 1-like 3
Exons: 3
Coding region: 153-800 (215 amino acids)
Biological process (GO): detection of mechanical stimulus
Cellular component (GO): membrane
Molecular function (GO): calcium channel activity
Source: RefSeq, a predicted model, not a curated record